AGAGAGAGAGAGAGUAAACAGAAAUAACACAGAUUACUGAGUUUUCUGCAUUCUCACUCAAAAUCUCAGUUCUCCUUUUUGCUUGCUUGGAGAGAGAGAGAGAGAGAGAGAGAGAGAGAGAGGAUGAAGAUGAUCAUAUCACGUUUUCUCCGCACAAAAUCCUCAAUUCCAAGGCUCUACUAUGCAACAGGUGUAUCCAGAAAUGUGAGGUUACUGUCAUCGGAUUCGAAUAAGGUAAACGAACCCUUCAAAGUUGAGCAUGUAAAAGUUGAGGAAGCAGAGACCAUAAACGUGCCUCCACCUCCAUCAGAGAAGUUACUUGUUUUGGGUGGAAAUGGGUUUGUUGGCUCACAUGUUUGCAGAGAAGCUCUGGAUCUAGGCUUGUCGGUCUCUAGUACUAGCAGGUCUGGAAAGUCUAAUAUACGUGAGUUGUGGGCUGAUAACGUCACCUGGCACCAAGGAAACCUUCUUGUACCUGAAUCAUUGGAGGAUGUGCUGGAUGGGGUAACUUCUGUGAUAUCAUGUGUUGGAGGGUUUGGUUCAAAUUCAUAUAUGUAUAAAAUCAAUGGGACUGCAAACAUCAAUGCAAUUAGAGCUGCCGCUGAAAAAGGAGUAAAAAGAUUUGUAUAUAUCUCGGCUGCUGACUUUGGUGUGGUAAAUUAUUUGUUAAAAGGAUAUUAUGAGGGAAAGAGAGCUGCUGAAGCGGAACUAUUAUCAAAAUUCCCAUAUGGAGGGAUAAUUCUUAGGCCCGGUUUUAUAUAUGGGACUCGCCAGGUUGGGAGCAUGAAGUUACCUCUAGGUGUCAUUGGUUCACCAUUGGAAAUGGUCCUCCAACAUGCAAAACCACUAAAUCGGGUCCCUCUUGUGGGCCCGCUGCUUACUCCUCCUGUCAACGUGACUUCAGUAGCAAAGGUUGCCGUCAGAGCUGCAACAGAUCCAGUGUUCCCUCCCGGCAUCGUCGACGUCUAUGGCAUACUACGAUAUGGUCAACAAAAAUGAACUCUUCCUUUUUCCUUUUUUCUGUUUAAUAAAUCAUAUAAAGAAACGACAAGACUACAGUGAUAGUUAACCACCUUAAAGUAGUAGCGUCUCAUCCACUACACACACGGCUUACAUAGACCGUCCAAACUUUGUAUUGUGGAUGUGGGGUAUGCUGAAAAUCACACUGAUUAAAUGAUCCUAACCAUCCAAAAGAUAGAUCAAUUGGUUGGUUAUAAAUGGAGUGGUCAGUGAUCUUAAUUCAAUGAGCUACAUCCUUCCUCAAGGACUAUUUUGGGAUAUGCUCUAUCCACAGUGUGGCCCGUAACUUUGACGGUCCAGAUUUCGGACAAUGUAUGUCGUGUGUGCAGUGGGUGCGAUGCAACAACGUGAAAAAUGGUGCAGAGCUAUUAAUGUAGUUCCAAGAUUCGAGUGAAAAAAUAUAUAUAUUUUUUCCCUCUUUUUUUCUUUUUUUAGGGGAUUUUGGCCCAACAAUAUUUCAAACUCAUGUAGGUUUGAGAAAAAGUGUUGGGUGGGGAUGUUUUUCUUAACAGAAAUCAUAUAGCCAUUCUGUUCUUUUGUUUUUUGGGGUCAUUGCAUCUUUUCAAGCAAUAAUAACAUGCAUGAGUUUCAUGCAGAAAUUCGAUCUUUA
Magnolia sinica is the source of this 1630-nucleotide messenger RNA. RefSeq lists its product as uncharacterized. The record is from RefSeq and is a predicted model, not a curated record. Gene Ontology annotation, molecular function: protein-containing complex binding. The coding region runs from base 124 to 999 and encodes 291 amino acids. The transcript is spliced from 10 exons. Lineage: Eukaryota; Viridiplantae; Streptophyta; Magnoliopsida; Magnoliales; Magnoliaceae. Gene Ontology annotation, cellular component: mitochondrion.